Messenger RNA from Colletotrichum lupini, 2190 nucleotides. RefSeq names its product Cwf15/Cwc15 cell cycle control protein. Gene Ontology annotation, cellular component: catalytic step 2 spliceosome. Gene Ontology annotation, biological process: mRNA cis splicing, via spliceosome. The transcript is spliced from 9 exons. Lineage: Eukaryota; Fungi; Ascomycota; Sordariomycetes; Glomerellales; Glomerellaceae. Gene Ontology annotation, molecular function: RNA binding. The coding region runs from base 1 to 2190 and encodes 729 amino acids. The record is from RefSeq and is a predicted model, not a curated record.
AUGACCACCGCCCAUCGUCCCACCUUCGAUCCGGCCAGAGGCAAAGAAGCUCUCCGCGGCCCGGCCUACCACCAACGCCUCCUCCCAGCGCACACCCAACUCAAGUUCCGCCAAGCAGGCCAGGGCGGCAACGCGGAUGAAGAAUCCAGCGACCUCAGAGCCGAGCUCCUCGCCGCCGAGGCCGCCCACUUUGCCAAAAAGAACGGCGGCGCGCCUCCCCCGUCCGCAGACGACGAUGCCGACGCGCCCUCGGGCAGCGUGAAGCGUGCCCUCGAGGCCGGGUCGCAAGCAGACGCAGAAGAGGACUUUGAAGCGAAGCGGAGGAGGAUAUUAGAAGAGUCGCGGGACGUUGACGCAUCUUCAGACGAGGAAGGGGACGAAGAGGACGAUGACGACGACGACGAUAGUGACGAGGACAGCGACGACGAGGAGGCGGAGCUGCAGCGCGAGAUGGAGAAGAUUCGACGCGAGAGGGCGGAGAAGAGGGAGAAAGAAGAGAGGGAGAGGGCCAAGGUCGAGGAGGAGGCGCGGGAGAGGGACAUUGCGCUGGGUAACCCACUGUUGAAUAAGCCUGAUUUCAACAUGAAGAGGCGGUGGGACGACGAUGUCGUUUUCAAGAACCAGGCGAGGGGAACGGAGGAGAAGGGCAAGGGCAAGGAGUUUGUCAACGAUCUCCUGCGCUCCGACUUCCACAAGCGGUUUAUGAGCAAGUAUGACGGUGCUCGAGUUGCCUGGCGAGGCCCAUUGAGUCCAUCCUUGGCCCCAGUAUGGACUGGACGCAACAGAGGAUCGACCACCGGAUACAACGUCGACAUUCUCACUUCAGAGGUCACCAUUAUUGGUAUAUCCCGCGAUCAUGUGCCCGAUUCCAAGCUCAACUACAUUGGAUUCUUUCUAAAGUUUGAUGUUUCUCACUUGCGAAUUACGUUCAGCGCCAAUUGGAAUCGCCGGCAUCUUGCCCCUGAGCGGGCCGCACAAGCGGAUCGAGCCCGGACGGAUAUUUGUGAGACUCCGUCCGGUACCCAUGGUCUUGGCUCCGGCGGCGAAGGCUGUGUAAAACUGCGAUGGUCUCAUAUUGGGAAGGAUCGCGAGUAUGUAAUGGCCGUCCCUGAGACUUACACGAGUCCCUGCCGGCUAUUCCGCGUCCACGCGAGCUUCGGACACCCGAUGGACCCCAGUCGAGAACUAGGAAGUCCCCGCGACGCCCACGCAGCGGAGUACCUCAGAUCUCUGAGGCCUAUGCCCCGGCCGCCGAGGGAAGGACCAAGUGAUACCGAUCUCGCACGCGCACGACGACCAAUCUACUUCUUCUACUCUGGCCGGCGUCCAGAACUCGGAGACCCCUAUGUGUCUAACAACAAUGACGACGCGCUGAGUGAUAUCGAAGGAGAGCUUGAUUUCCCCAUGUCAGAUGACGAUUCAUCAGACUGGAGCCUCAACAGCUGUCCAGGACUCUCUGAUGGCUCAUCUGCCGAUCACGAACGCAGUCCGAAAAUGCAAAUCAGCCCAAUACUGGAUUGUCCGAGCAUUCAGUAUCCCGAGUUCGAGUACCCAGAGAGGCCAUACCAGUCGGCUGAUGGACGACUUGCAACGCGGUUUAUAAACAUUCAUGACCACACGGACUUUCUCAUUUACAUCCAAGGGCUCUGUCGUCCAGAGACCCGGACCGGCAGCUGGGCAUACCUCUUCAAGCCCUACCACCUCGGAGGAGCCGUCACUGGGCGCCUAGAGAGGUUGGGCCCAUACGGCGACCUUCGCACGCCUGUGAGGCACAGAGCUGAGCUUCGCGCAGCCCUCGCGGCACUGACAAUACCCGCCGAGUUUAGACACGGCUUCAGAUCACUCACGAUUGCGACCACUCGCGCCUGGCUUGCAGAAGACGGAGAGCUGUUGGUUGAACAGGCAUGGGACGAAAUGAGUGAAGCAGGAUCCAACCCUCUGCCGGGCUGGGCAGAGGCUCGCCACACCCCAGAGUUUGCACACGUAUCCGACGGAGACCUUUGGUUUGCCAUGAAACGACAGAUUCAAACUCUCUAUUCGAUUGAUGACCCUCAAAAUGCGGUGACUGUUCAGUUUCGCCUGAUCAAUUUCGAGUUCAAUAGAGAUUGCCAAGCAGAGGCCUUGGGGGCUCUCGAAAAUCCUCGGCGACCAUAUCGCUUCAGGGAGCCCAAGCCCAAGCAGGAGUUGUAA